GGGGGGGGCAAAGCGGCGGCAGCGACACCGGCACCCACACCGACACCGGCACCUCACCGGGGCUCGCAGCCUUCGCCGGGGAGGAGGAGGACGAGGAGAAGAAGCAGGAGGAGGCGGAGGGAAGCGGUCGCGGGUCGCGGGUGCCGCCGCGGGGAGCGGAGCGAGCGCGGGGCGGCGGCGGCGGCGGCUCCUCCAUCAUGUCGUCGGGCGGGGACUUCGGGAACCCGCUGCGGAAAUUCAAGCUGGUGUUCCUGGGCGAGCAGAGCGUGGGGAAGACUUCCUUGAUCACCAGGUUCAUGUAUGACAGCUUUGACAACACCUACCAGGCAACAAUUGGCAUUGACUUCUUAUCGAAAACCAUGUACUUGGAGGAUCGAACAAUCAGGUUGCAGCUGUGGGAUACUGCGGGUCAGGAACGUUUCCGUAGCCUCAUUCCCAGUUACAUCCGUGACUCUGCUGCUGCUGUAGUAGUUUACGAUAUCACAAGUAGGUAUUUUGUACGGUUGCAAUUAUGGGACACAGCAGGUCAAGAGCGGUUCAGGAGCUUGAUUCCUAGCUACAUUCGUGACUCCACUGUUGCAGUUGUUGUUUAUGAUAUCACAAAUGUAAACUCCUUCCAGCAAACCACAAAGUGGAUCGAUGAUGUCAGAACGGAACGGGGCAGCGAUGUCAUCAUCAUGCUGGUGGGAAAUAAAACAGAUCUAGCAGACAAGAGACAAGUGUCCAUUGAGGAAGGAGAAAGGAAAGCCAAAGAGUUGAAUGUAAUGUUCAUUGAAACUAGUGCAAAAGCAGGAUACAAUGUAAAACAGCUUUUCCGACGUGUGGCAGCUGCCUUGCCUGGGAUGGAAAGCACACAAGACAAAAGUAGAGAAGACAUGAUUGACAUAAAACUGGAAAAGCCUCAAGAGCAGCCUGUCAGUGAAGGAGGCUGUUCCUGCUAAUACCAUGUGGCUUCCACCUUUCUCCAGAACAUCACUGCUUUCCCUCCCUGUCCUCUUCAUUGACUGCAGUGUGAAUAUUGGCUUGAACCUUCCCCUUUCCGUAAUAACGUAUCGCAGUUCAUCAUCGCUGGCUGUCUCGUGGAGAUGAUCUUUAGCUUCACAAGCACACCCCACACACACACACACACACACACACACACCCCCCAACAAAAUGUCAGUGUCUUCAUUAUUUAUAAGAAAAGAAAAAAAAAAAAAGCCAAAAUAUUCCACCGUAUUCUAGGUAUAACUUUAAAAAAAAGUAAAAGCAAAAAAAAAAAAAAAAGAAAAUCCAAACAAAAAAAAAAAUAGGUACAAUUUCUUAAUAUUUGUUCCUUUUUUAAUAUGUUAUGAUAUUGCACUUUGAAAUGAUGGCAACUGAGUAAGUUUGGAAUUGGACCUAGAUGAGAUGUAUGUGCAGAAGAAGGCUUGCAAAUCUGACCCAUUGGAAUUUCUCCCAGAAACUGGGAAUGCGUAGACAGCAGGCGGAAUCACGGGGGGGAAGCGGCAGAUGCCGAGGGUUGAGGGCUUAUCCUUGAUAAUUAAACACAAAUUAACCCCAAGCUCUUAAUUGCGAGUCUGCCUGGUGUCCAGACCCAGCCUGGCCUUAGCAGGGCUUGGACACCGCCGGCUGCUGGAGCUGGGAAUUCUCGCCGAGGCAGCGGGGACACAUUUCCAAGGAAGCAUUACUGGGAAAUACGGACGGGCUCUUUGGGAUGAGUGGCUUCUGGAGGAUUUGAGGGGGAAGGAAGGGGUGGAUGUGCAUUAGCAAAACACUUGCAGGAAGCAGGGAGAUAAUGUUUCGAGUGCAAAAUGAGUUUUCAGAGCAUUUUCUUUUUUUUUUUUCCUUUUUAAGUAGAAGACCAAUGAAGUGAAUUAUUACUGCCCAAGAGAUGGGAACGUAACAGUUCAGCUGUUUGGAAGAGAAAGCGUUUUGCUUCUUUGUUUUUUUAGGGGAAGUAUUGAAAUCAGGACUGGCACUAAAACCUGCCAAAGCCGAUUGAAACCUUGGAAAAUUGGGAGAAAGAGGGAAGAGCAGCUGGCUGCCCCAGCAGAGGGGGAAUGGCACCCGCUUUUCCAGAGCGUGGGCUUAGGUCGGUGGGGAAGGGGUGUUUACUUUGAUCCUACAGAAUCCUAGUUGAGACAUCUUAGAUGGAAAGGGAGGGGCUUGAGUAGGAUGGAAACCAACUUCUGAUUAUGCAGAUUUAUGCCUUUAUUUUUUAGCUCUUUUUUUUUAAUUUUAUUUUUAUGUUCAGUCUUCCAAGUUGGUUUAGUUUGGUUCUCUAGAGCUGUAUAGUUUGGUUAAAUAAUUAGUAAUUUAGUUUUCCAUGGAAUUAGGCUCACAAUUAACCCUUUUUUCUUUGAUAUUUAUUUCUCGGCUUUAAUUUUUUUUUUUACUCUUUUCAGUGCUGAUUUUGUUGUUUUCCUUUGGCUGAGGAAUCUGUGUAGAGCUUUGCUGAUGUUGCGAGAUGUAGCUACCCGAGAAACACGGAAUGAAACACACUAGAAGUGCACCCUUUUAAUCUUUACUAGUCAUUGUGAAGUUGCUGUGUAAGUUAAUAAACACAAUUGUAAAUACAUUGUUUGCUGGGCGACUCUGGCCGAGUUACAGUGCAGGAAGGAAUUCUCGAGUCUGUGUUGCGAUUGCGAAUUAAAUGGACAAUUGCAAGGGAAUUUUCAGGCUCCUCCUCGGUUCUCUUCUGCCCCUCUCUCUACCAUCUAAAAUAACCACCUGGGGGAGAGGAAGGGAAUCGUCCUCACCACCACUUUCCCCAGGAAGCGGGCAUAAAAGAGUUGGAAUUCUUCAUUCCUGAGGUGAAUGCCAGGCUCAUGCCCUGCCCUGGGUUUCUAGCAACUCUGCACAACAAUAACUUAAAGGCAGAACGAGAUGUAAAAGUGCUUUUCUAAUGCAAUAUUAAAGGCGAAUUUUUUUGACGUGGCAUGUCUUGAAAUAAACAUCAAUGAUAUGUGACAAAGGAUCAUUCUUUAUUUAAAAGAAACUCUCUGGGGGAAGGAAACCUGGCUGCUUUUCCUUUGUUGUACUGUUCUUAACCGUGCUGAAAUGCUUCAUCCUGCUGCUUCUUCCUUUGCUUUGGUUUGCUUUUUUCUCCUUUGGUUCCCCAUGCAGCUUCUGUUGGUCCUCAUUUGGCUGUUCCCCACAAGCACAUCCUUUUUUUUCCUUGCUUCUGAUAGAACCAGCCCCCUCUGCUUCCCACAGUCCCAAGCUUUAAGCCCUGGAUUUAAGGAGCUGGCUUAGCCCAUACGGGCUGUGAUGGACCAGCAGCCUGGAUGCUUUUCCUGGAACACCUGAGAGCAGGUUUGUCCAGAACUCGCUGGAAACAAAGGUCUGGAGAGCAGCAUUCCCACAGCUCCGUGUUCAGCACGGCCGGGGGGCUGCAGGAGCACGGACGAGGCCCCUGGGGCUGCUCAGCACAGCCAGGUACGUUCAGUGCAUGUCCUUGCUGAUAGCCUGUGCUUAACAGGGCUCAGUCCUGUCCUCAUCCCAGCUCUCCAGAGAGAGCACACUUCCAAGGUGAGCACAGGAGCAACGUGGUCUUUAUAUUAAUUUUUUUUUGUUUUUUUUUUUUUGCACCAUCCGUCUGUCAGAUUUUAGAUUUUGAUUUUCUUUUACUCCGUGGGCGUGGCCAGUGGAACCAUGGGGACAGAUGUUCUUAAUGCUGAUUUUUUGUGCGAUUUUUUUGAGUGAAGGUCUCGGCUCUGUUUCUUUUCUCCUCCCUGCUCUGGCUUGCUCGUUGUACAGUCCAUCAUGCAGCUAUUCCAUGCCUCGCGUUUUGUCUUGAUAAAAGUAGUUGAAGAAAUUGUGUAAGGGGGGAAAAAAAAGGUUCCUUUUCUUCAUGUUGGAAUGUCACUGGUACCUCAGCUCUGUUUGAUAAUAUGAACCAACAACAACAAGAGAACAAAUCCUUAGUGCUUGAACUAAAUAAAUACCUGUCUCAUUGGAAA
Vidua macroura (Pin-tailed whydah) is the source of this 3941-nucleotide messenger RNA. It is a transcript of the gene RAB6A, whose product is annotated as RAB6A, member RAS oncogene family. Bases 198 to 941 code for a protein of 247 amino acids. The record is from RefSeq and is a predicted model, not a curated record. The transcript has 9 exons. Gene Ontology annotation, molecular function: GTPase activity; GTP binding. Lineage: Eukaryota; Metazoa; Chordata; Aves; Passeriformes; Viduidae.